AAACCUAGCAAUUGCAGGCAGGGACCGGAAUCGAGAGAUCGAGAGAGAGAUCGUGAUCCACUGAUCAGUCGCCAUGGGAAACACGGAGAAGCUGAUGAACCAGAUCAUGGAGCUUAAAUUCACUGCUAAGAGCUUGCAACGUCAAGCCCGUAAGUGCGAGAAAGAUGAGAAGGCAGAGAAGCUCAAGGUCAAGAAGGCAAUCGAGAAGGGUAACAUGGACGGAGCCCGAAUCUAUGCCGAGAACGCUAUUCGUAAGCGCAGCGAACAGAUGAAUUACCUCCGGUUAUCCUCUCGUCUCGAUGCCGUUGUUGCUCGGCUCGAUACCCAGGCUAAGAUGACCACUAUCAACAAGUCUAUGGCUAACAUCGUUAAAUCCCUUGAUUCUACCCUUGCCUCCGGGAACCUGCAGAAGAUGUCGGAGACCAUGGACCAGUUCGAGAAGCAGUUCGUUAAUAUGGAGGUUCAGGCUGAAUUCAUGGAGAGUUCAAUGGCUGGAAGCACAUCUCUCUCCACGCCUGAAGGUGAGGUCAACAGCCUCAUGCAGCAGGUCGCCGAUGAUUAUGGCUUGGAAGUCUCUGUUGGUCUGCCUCAGCCUGCAGCUCACGCUAUUCCGACCAAGUCUUCGGAGAAGGUGGAUGAGGGCGACCUUUCCAGACGCCUUGCUGACCUCAAGGCCAGGGGGUAGGAUCGUGAAAGUGAGUCAAUACUUGGCCUGGGUACUUGGGUGAGUUUUGUUGUGUUUGUUAUGCAAUAUUAGCGGAAUUGCGUAAUUCUUCUGUCAUAACAUCUGUAUAUAUUGAGUGGUUUACUGUUCUGUUCCCUUUUUCUUCUAAUGUAGACUCUCUUACUGGUGUAUACGGAUUAUGUGGUGUAUUUCACUGCAGAACAAAUUCGAAUAUGUUUAUGUGAAUCGUCUUUUGUUUUUUCUCAGCAUCCUUCUAAAAGGGGAAUGGCAGCUUC
Molecule: messenger RNA, 960 nt
Organism: Telopea speciosissima
Lineage: Eukaryota; Viridiplantae; Streptophyta; Magnoliopsida; Proteales; Proteaceae
Product: ESCRT-related protein CHMP1B-like
Exons: 2
Coding region: 74-685 (203 amino acids)
Biological process (GO): late endosome to vacuole transport; protein transport; endosome transport via multivesicular body sorting pathway
Cellular component (GO): multivesicular body; ESCRT III complex
Source: RefSeq, a predicted model, not a curated record